AUGUUGUUCUUGGGUAUCGUUGGACGUGGGCUGCAUCGCGCUGCGUACACGCUAUGCACACUAUUCCUCUUCACGAAGUCGGACAUCAAGACGACUGUCAUAUCUGUCGUACACGUUCUUCGCGAUUUCUGCUGCUCCAGCACUCGAAUCUCGACUCAUCCACACUCGGUCUUCUGGAUUUGGAUACAUCUCCUCCAGUUUGACGUGUCCAAUCAGACGCUCAAGCCGGAAGAGGACCUCCUGAACAAGAGCGAUCGACCUCUCCCAUCUGGACGCAUGACGCUGGAAGCCGCCUUAGUACUGCGUUGGGCCCUCGUGCCCCUCUGUCUGGCCGUUUCAUGGCUAUACAGUACGGAGGUCUUGUGGGCCAGCGUCGCCCUUGUCGCGUUGACAAUCAUAUACAACGAGCUAUCGGCCCAUGGCAAGGGCUGGAUCAUCAGGAACCUAGUCAAUGCAGCUGGCUUCGCGUCCUUCGAAGUCGGAGCUACAUUAGUGGCCACUCACGGCCACAAGGACUUUGACUGGAUCGCACGCUCGGCGGUUUAUGCGAGUGCAGGGAUCUUCGCCUCUACCAUCCACACCCAAGAUUUCAAGGACGUUCUGGGGGACUCCUCUGUGGGCAGGAGGGCGAUACCUAUCGUGUUUCCUAGGAUCGCUCGGAUCACUCCACUGAUCGGUCUUCUCUUCUGGACAAUCUCCUUGACUGUUGUGUGGGUGGUCGACUGGGGCACAUCCGCCGUGCUCUUCACUAUCGCGCUGAACGUCGGGUAUCGAUUUCUACGGCUGCGCACAAUGCACGAGGAUCAAGUGUCCUUCUACUGGUACAACGUGUGGCUCUCGUUCGCCCAUGCGCUUCCCGGUUAUUGUAGAAUGUUCUACGGAGCAUAGGUGUGCUCAGGCAGCAUCGCAGUAGCCUCUACCUUGCGUACAGAUGGACUACAGUCGUGUGCAUACAUGCUUAGAGGAUAGAGUGCUGUCGGUCGAAUCUUCGUCCAUCUCGGAG
Fomitopsis serialis is the source of this 1003-nucleotide messenger RNA. Its product is annotated as UbiA prenyltransferase family-domain-containing protein. The record is from RefSeq and is a predicted model, not a curated record. The transcript is spliced from 4 exons. Gene Ontology annotation, cellular component: membrane. Bases 1 to 888 code for a protein of 295 amino acids. NCBI's taxonomy places the organism in Eukaryota, Fungi, Basidiomycota, Agaricomycetes, Polyporales, Fomitopsidaceae. Gene Ontology annotation, molecular function: transferase activity, transferring alkyl or aryl (other than methyl) groups.